This is a messenger RNA of Nicotiana attenuata, 645 nucleotides long. RefSeq lists its product as uncharacterized. Gene Ontology annotation, molecular function: catalytic activity. Gene Ontology annotation, biological process: chromatin remodeling. Gene Ontology annotation, cellular component: nucleus. The transcript is spliced from 2 exons. The coding region runs from base 1 to 645 and encodes 214 amino acids. Lineage: Eukaryota; Viridiplantae; Streptophyta; Magnoliopsida; Solanales; Solanaceae. The record is from RefSeq and is a predicted model, not a curated record.
AUGUUAACCAGUAAGUCUAUAGAGCUAGCGAAGAUUCUCCAGAAGAGGAAGGUCAAUAUAGCUUGUGUUCAGGAGACCAGGUGGGUAGGAUCGAAGGCGAGGAAUGCAGACAGAUUUAAAAUGUGUUACUCUGGACGCGUGAAGGGCAAGAACGGAGUGUGUAUUUUGGUGGACAGGGAGCUCAGGGUGUCAGUAGCUGAGGUUAGGCGGGUGGAUAACAUAUUGAUGGUGAUUAAGUUAGUAGUUGGAGGGAGCACUCUGAAUGUCAUUAGCGCAUACACGCCGCAAGCGGGCUUGGACGAGGAGAUAAAGAAGCACUUCUGGGAGGGGUUGGAUGAGGUGGUUUGGGGUAUUCCGUCAACGAAAAAGUUAUUUAUAGGAGGGGAUUUCAAUGGUCAUAUUGGGUCGUCGGCUGGGGGGUUAUGGCGAGGUGCACGGUGGUGUGAUAGGGGGUUAUGCGAGGAUUGUAAGGUGAUCCCGAGUGAGACCCUCACGGUUCAACAUAGGCUCCUGGUGAUGGAUGCUGGUAUCGUGAUAAAGAGGAAGAAGAGGUUUGUACAGGGUCAACCGAGGAUCACGUGGGGUGCUUUGGCUAAGGAUACCGCGCAUGAGUUGGAGGGGCAGCUGUUGGAUAUGGGUGCCUAG